CGCCCCCCAAUGGACCAUGAAAAACAAGACGCGUGAAGUUUUCAGAGUUGUGUCUGAGAUCCGGCUCGCAAUGUUGGGAACGUUACAUCUUAAAAUAUUUAUUUCGUGGUAAAAACCGGAGGAAAAUUGUAAAGAUAUUCUUCGGGUAAUCAGAUGUGCUGGAUGACAGUUCUUGGGUCUGAUGGGGGCGUUGUAUAGUUGUUGUUGGCGGAGUUACCGCAAUCUUGAUGAGAACCUAGAUGAGAAGAACGCUAUAUUACGAUAUGAGACUUCCAAAAUGCAGAGCAUCAGGACUCAGACCUCCAGAGCCUGCAUGUCCAGCCACAGUGACCCAAGCCCGGGUCAGGAGGGCCUGUCUUGGAGGACAGAGGAGCAGGAGUGGAUCCCCUGGAGCAGCCCCAGGACCUCCGUGGGAGAUGCAGAGUCGGACGGAGAGCUCCAAGCCUUUAUCACGAUGAGGAACGAGGCAGAUACGUACACAGAGGAGUGGGAGAAGCUCAACUAUGACAUCCAUAGUCUGAGGUACACCAAACGAGAGACCAGCAGCCGAUGGAAGAAGAUUCUAACACAGCUAGGCUACCAGCGUGAGGUUGACUCUCUCCUGACGGUGAACAGACAGCUGUUACAGACAACACUGAGUGAAUCUGAUAACCUGAACAGAGCCAGACAGCUGUUACAGACCACUCUGGACCACUCUAGUUUGUUCCCACGAGGAGUGGCUAGCACAGACAGAUACCUCUUUGUUAUGGAUCGCUUGGUGUCUCUGGAUAGUGCAGAGGAUUUCAUCAGACUGGCGAAGGAGAAAUACCCAAAGAGAGAGAGUUGUGAAUGUAGAGACAGAAUGUAGAGACAGAAUGUAGAGACAGAAUGGAGAGACAGAAUGGAGAGACAGAAUG
Oncorhynchus mykiss (rainbow trout) is the source of this 896-nucleotide messenger RNA. RefSeq names its product melanoregulin. Lineage: Eukaryota; Metazoa; Chordata; Actinopteri; Salmoniformes; Salmonidae. Gene Ontology annotation, cellular component: melanosome. Gene Ontology annotation, biological process: melanocyte differentiation; melanosome transport. The record is from RefSeq and is a predicted model, not a curated record.